Messenger RNA from Thamnophis elegans (Western terrestrial garter snake), 3576 nucleotides. It is a transcript of the gene ASCC2, whose product is annotated as activating signal cointegrator 1 complex subunit 2. Bases 484 to 2724 code for a protein of 746 amino acids. Gene Ontology annotation, biological process: regulation of DNA-templated transcription. Gene Ontology annotation, molecular function: ubiquitin binding. The transcript is spliced from 20 exons. Lineage: Eukaryota; Metazoa; Chordata; Lepidosauria; Squamata; Natricidae. The record is from RefSeq and is a predicted model, not a curated record.
UCAACCCGGAAGUACUUUACCCAGUACCGGAAGUGAGAAGCCAACGGGACGCUAUCACCGAGGCGGUGCCAAUUAAUUGCGGGGUUUUUCUCGAGUGUCCCGUCGGGAAGAAGGAGAACCGGCGGAGAAAAAAACUAAAGGGCUCGGUGGCGCGGCCAACGUGUCCCCAUCUCUCCCUCCCGGGCCCGGCUUCCAUAACUCCGGACUCGGCCUGGAGUAAGUAAACGAGGCUGGAGGCAGCAGACACGGAUGUAGGGCGGGCCUGCUCUGACGCGACGUGGCUGAGCGGGCCGGACGUUGCGUGGUGACGUCACGGAUCUGGAAGUGACGACGUUUGCAGCAAACCCACGGUCCACAUUCAGGUGCUUGGCAAACUGACUCACACUUACGACAUGUCCCGGGUUCAUGCGAUCCCCACGGAUUCACUUAACAACUGCAGGGAUUCACUGAACCACUGGGGCAAGGCGAAAAGAGCUCGCCACCAUGCCAAACCUCCCUCUGGACGAACUCCAGUUUACGGAAAAAGAUUCACUGACAGGGAAGAUAAAAACUUUGCCAGCGUUGCAUCCCCGAAAUAAAACGGAGCGAUCUUUUCUGGUGUACAAGCCCCUCCCGAGCGCCGAAGAUCCAGCCCUGGUGGAGGAGUUUUCGGAACGAGCCAGAUUUAUUGCGGGCGAUUUGGAUUGGCUGCUGGCCCUGCCUCAUGAUAAAUUCUGGUGCCAGGUCAUUUUUGACGAGUCGCUCCAGAAAUGCCUGGAUUCGUACCUCCGCUACGCCCCCCGCAAGUUCGACACCAGGACGGACCUCCCUGCGGAGGUGAAAGACCUGGAGAAGCGUCUCCAUCGGAGCGUUUUCCUGACCUUCCUCCGAAUGUCCACCCACAAGGAAUCCAGAGAUCAUUUCAUCACCCCGUCGGUAUUUGGUGAGGUCCUUUAUAACAACUUCUUAUUCGACAUCCCCAAGAUCUUGGAUCUCUGCGUGCUGUUUGGAAAAGGCAAUGGUUCCCUGCUGCAGAAGAUGAUUGGAAACAUCUUUAACCAACAGUCAAGUUACUUCAGUGAUUUGGAUGAAACCAUGCCUACAAUUCUUCAGGUGUUCAGCAACAUCCAGAGUGCCUGUGGCUUGCAAGGCGAAGGGGCUUCAGCUAGUCCACAGAAGUUGGAGGAGAGAGUCAGGAUGACUCCCAAGGGACUCCCUUUGCAGGAGCUGAAAGAUAUCGUCCUCUACGUGUGCGACAGCUGCAUCACCCUGUGGGCCUUUCUCGAUAUCUUUCCCUCGGCUUCCCAGACUUUCCAGAAGCACGACUUCUGUUUCAGGCUGGCUGCUUUUUACGAGCUGGUGAUCCCCGAGCUGGAAUCCGCUAUCAAGAAACGGCACCCUGAAAAUAUCAGGACACUGUCGGAUUUAUGGAGGAGGCUGUCUCACUCACGGAAGAAGAUGGUGGAGAUGUUUCACCUGGUGAUCCACCAGCUGUGCCUCCAGCCCAUUUUGGAAAGCAGCUGUGACAACAUCCAGGCGUACAUUGAAGAGUUCCUGCAGAUCUUCACCUCCGUGCUUCAGGAGACGAGAUUCCUCCGAGAUUAUGAUGAGAUGUUCCCUCUGGCAGAUGAUGUCAGCCUCCUCCAACAAGCCUCUUCAGCCCUAGAUGAAACACGAACCUCUUACAUUUUGCAAGCUGUGGAAAGUGCCUGGGAUAAAACUGGUAGGAGGAGAAAAACGGCCCAAGACCCACCCAUCUCUGAAUCCGCAACCGGGGCCGUUACACUCCCCGGGGUCUCAGAGCGAACAGAACAAUUUGAGGAACUGGAUAAUCUGGAGUGUGCAGGAGCAGCUGCAGCUCCCGUCGCCACCGUCUCUGGCGUAGAGCUGGAUUCCCUGAUCUCUCAGGUGAAGGAUCUGCUCCCUGACCUUGGAGAAGGCUUUGUCCUGGCUUGCUUGGAGGAGUACAACUACAACGUGGAGCACGUCAUCAACAACCUUCUCGAGGACAAGUUGGCGGCCUCCCUACAGACGCUCGACAGAACCAUGCCUCGGCCUGUGAAACCAGACCCGACUCCGCUUGUCACUUCCCGAUGUAACGUGUUCCAGGAUGACGAGUUUGAUGUUUUCAGCAAGGACGCAGUGGAUGUCUCUCGGAUCCAGAAAGGCAAAAGGAGCGACAAAGCCACCACAAAAAGCUUGUUGAAUGACAAGCGCCUGGUGCAGGAGCAGAGGGAACGCUACAGCCAAUAUUCCGUGGUGGUCGAGGAGGUCCCCGAACCGAGUGGGGGCCGCCUCUUCUCCCAGGAGGAUUACGAGGACGAAUACGAUGACACCUAUGAUGGCAACCAGGUGGGAGCAAAUGACGUGGACUCCGACGAUGAGCUGAUCAGCAGAAGGCCGUUCACCAUUCCUCAAGUCCUGAGGCCCAAAGAAGAGGAGCAGGAGGAAGAUGAGGAGGAAGAAGAGGAGGUGGAAGACAAAGAGGCGACCAAGGAUCACUUCGUUCAAGACCCAGCAGUGCUGCGGGAGCGAGCUGAGGCCAGGCGGGCGACCUUCCUGGCGAGAAAAGGGCAAAAGCCAGAUACUUCAGCAGCCGUGACGGGUGCUGCCAAGGGCCGCGGCCAAAGCCGAGAGACCGUGCAGGAGAGACGGAAGAAAGAAGCCAGCAAAGGGGCGAGGGCGAACCACAACAGACGCGCAAUGGCCGACCGGAAGCGCAACAAGGGCAUGAUUCCGUCUUGAACAGUGGUGCGCCAGGGAGGCCUGUGUCCCCCUCCUCCCAGGAGAGAGAGAGACAGAGAGAGAAAGCACCUUGCCUUUUGUAAAGGAGUUUCCUAGGAAAGCACAAAUCUUCACACAAGAACAAAGGAUUACAGACCUGCAAUAGGCCUGGGUUGUGGAAAUUGUGUGUGUUGAGAAUCCUUUUCUUUUAAAACCGCUCCUCCAGAAGCCUUUGCUGUUUUGAGUUGUCCUUAUACGUUCAACUGUCAGACCCACCUCAGUCUGGUCUCCCAAGAAAGUGAAACCCUCGACUCCCAUUUGAUAGAAGUGGAAAGGCUCUUUUAUGAAGAGAUGCUGAUGGCAGCAGACUCAGGCAGAACUAAAGUUCCCGUGAGCCGAUAUAGAAACCCCUAGUUCCCCCUAACCCUCCCCCCCAUCCCCAGUCCACCUGUGUGUAGCCAACCCAGAGAUGUUUUGGGAAACACUGAGGUGUUUGGGCUGGUGAAAUUCUUGAAUCCUUGAAGAUGCCAGUGUGCCAACACGAACCAGAUCCCAAACUGCUGUUCUUCCUCAACUGUCAAUCCCACCUCCCCCAUUUCCCAUCGUCAUAAUCAUACAGCUUUGUUGCCCAUUUGUUCCCCCGCCCUCCCGUCCCCGAUUGACGGCAGGACGCCAGCAAGGUACCACUCCCACUCAGCAGCCAACUGCUUUGCUGAAUCAUUUUUUCUUCCUGCGUGUGCGCGCGCCUGUGUGUGUCUUUUCUAGCAGAGUGAAACUUCCACUUAACUUGAUAUCGCACUGCAACAUUUUGGCUUCUGGUGGCCACAUUUUAAGGCCCUACGGUGAGUAAAUAAAUACAUUCCAACAUUGUGA